This is a messenger RNA of Plasmodium cynomolgi strain B, 1311 nucleotides long. Its product is annotated as 4-hydroxy-3-methylbut-2-enyl diphosphate reductase. Gene Ontology annotation, molecular function: 4-hydroxy-3-methylbut-2-enyl diphosphate reductase activity; metal ion binding. The transcript has 2 exons. Gene Ontology annotation, biological process: dimethylallyl diphosphate biosynthetic process; isopentenyl diphosphate biosynthetic process, methylerythritol phosphate pathway. The coding region runs from base 1 to 1311 and encodes 436 amino acids. The record is from RefSeq and is a predicted model, not a curated record. Lineage: Eukaryota; Apicomplexa; Aconoidasida; Haemosporida; Plasmodiidae.
AUGGCCGGAGCGGCGCGCGUCACUCACCGCCCCCGUGAGAGGUACCUGCCGCUCAUCCUGCUGCUAAUCGCGCUUCUCAUCCUCACGGCGACACAGUCCAAGCGAGUGGAGCAUGCCCUACGGAGGGGUCAUCUCCGAGUAUCUGAUUUCCCCUCAGGGAAGAGGCCCCUCGCAGUUGUGCAGACUGUAGAUCAUUGGAGUGUUCGUUUGAAGGGGAAGCAAAAGGGGGGAGCGAAUCCGAGGGGGAAAUUUUACCCAAAGUUCUCCUUUCUGAACGGUGCAGUAAGACGUCCCCACGAGUGGAGGCUGCAGCAGGAAGGGGGCCACUGCGGCUCCGGCGCAUGCGGAGGAUGCGGCUGUCCGAAGACAGCGCAGAGCGGAGGUACGCCCAAAGAGGGGGAGAAAGUACUUUACCUUGUCAGUCCUAGAGGCUUCUGCAAAGGAGUCAGUAGAGCUAUCGAUACAGUGGAAGAAUGCCUAAGUAUGUUCAAUCCACCAAUCUAUGUCAAACAUAAAAUCGUUCACAACGAUAUUGUAUGCAAACAGUUGGAAGAAAAGGGAGCAAUAUUUAUCGAAGACUUGAAUGAGAACUUGCAAAAAAAAAAACUGAUCGAAAUUGAUGCGACAUGUCCUCUAGUCAACAAAGUACACGUGUACGUUAAGAUGAAGGCAAAGGAAGGAUACAAAAUUAUCCUUAUUGGUUACAAGGACCACGUGGAGGUAGUAGGUACCUUUAAUGAAGCACCCGACUCUACUUACAUAGUGGAAAAUGUAAACCAAAUCGAAGAGUUGCCACUCUCGGAGAAGGACAAACUGUUUUAUGUCACUCAGACAACGUUGAGUAUGGAUGACUGCUCCUUAAUUGUAAAGAGACUAAAGGAGAAGUUCCCACACAUUGAAACCAUUCCGAGUGGAUCCAUAUGUUAUGCCACUACGAAUAGACAGAUGGCACUGAAUCAGAUCUGUCAGGAAUGCGAUAUAACGAUUGUUGUUGGAAGUCAGUCUUCAUCGAAUGCCAAAAAAUUGGUGUAUUCAUCACAGCUACGGAAGACCCCUGCUGUGUUGGUGAACAGUGUUGACGAUUUUGAUUUUUCCACUCUGCGAGAUGUUAGGAAAAUCGCUUUGACCUCCGCUGCUUCCACUCCUGAGGAACUGACUCAAAAGUUCGUUGAUGUGCUUACGAAGGAACCCUUCGGGUACACGUUGCGCUUCUUUGAACCUGUACAGGAGAACGUCCCCAAGUGGAAGCUGCCCAAAAAUUUGAUGGGCCUCAUCGACGAGCGCAGGCGCGAGCAGGGCACGCAGGGCUGA